CUUUCCUUCCCCCACCCCGUUCUUCUUCUUCUCCGGCGACGAAAGGCGACAACGCCGGCCAGCAAGAGAUGUCUAGCUCCAGUCCAGCCUCCCACCCAUCAUGGCCGCGGUAUGGUCCAGUGCUGCUGACAAGAUGCCCCGACUGCCCGCGCAAGGAGCCACUGAAGCGGUUUACCUAUGUGAAGGAAGACCAUGGCAACUGUGGGCGCGAUUUCGUCAAGUGCGAGAGCAGGCCACAACAGGGGCAGGUUCUGGAGAAAUGUGGGCAUUUCGAGUGGCUCGAUGUGUACAUUGAGAGGCUACAAUUGGAUGGAUUAAUUGGUGCAAACCAGGAGCUCAAUUCGGGGCCGCUUGCUGUGGAGCCCGAGAAUUUGGCGGACAGAGCCAUUCCGAUGAUGGGCAAUGCUGAACUGAAGGGGGAAUUGAAGAAAAUAAGCAAGGAACUGAAGCAGAUGGUCGAUUUGAAGCAGCAAGCAAAUAUGAUGGUUGGAGGAUUUUAUUGUUGUACCAUUGUUAUGGGUUUCUUUUAGUUGUUGUUCACCAGUCGCUAGAAAUUGUUUGAGUUUCAGUUAAUGUGUCUAGCUAGUAGUGAACUUUUUCAGUUACAGUUUGGGCACCAUGCCCUAGAUCAUUUGCAUCCCCUCAUGAAUAAAAUGCAGCAAUUCGCCCAACUA
Triticum dicoccoides is the source of this 674-nucleotide messenger RNA. RefSeq lists its product as uncharacterized. Lineage: Eukaryota; Viridiplantae; Streptophyta; Magnoliopsida; Poales; Poaceae. The record is from RefSeq and is a predicted model, not a curated record. The transcript is spliced from 2 exons. Gene Ontology annotation, molecular function: zinc ion binding. Bases 69 to 530 code for a protein of 153 amino acids.